Molecule: messenger RNA, 3066 nt
Organism: Haliaeetus leucocephalus (bald eagle)
Lineage: Eukaryota; Metazoa; Chordata; Aves; Accipitriformes; Accipitridae
Gene: SEC16B
Product: SEC16 homolog B (S. cerevisiae)
Exons: 25
Coding region: 1-3066 (1021 amino acids)
Biological process (GO): Golgi organization; autophagy; COPII vesicle coat assembly
Cellular component (GO): ER to Golgi transport vesicle membrane; endoplasmic reticulum exit site
Source: RefSeq, a predicted model, not a curated record
AUGGACCCCUGGGCCCCUGCCUGGCCGCCCCAGUUCCGGGAGAGGCAGGUAGCCCGGGCGGGGUGGGGAGGGGCACACCGUGGCCCCCCACCACAGCCAAGGUGGCAGCUCCUCCGUGCAGGGCCCCCCCGUCAGCCCGGCCCCUGGGAUGGGGGCCACCUCCCCGGCCACCCCUGGGAUGAGGUCCGCCACCCCUGGAGGGAUGCCCGUGGACCGGCUUCCCGGGCUGAGUACUAUGAAAGCAGCAAACCCCACAGGCCGUACUCCAGGCAGGGAUAUGAAGACCCCCACUGGCAGUAUCCAGCAGCUGGCUAUGGGGAUGACUACACCUACCAAAGCCGCCAGUGGCAGCCAGUGGCCUGGCAAGAUGACAAAGACCUGAGACAGGGAGAGACUUACACCAAGAGCACCACUUUCCGGGACCAGCACUACUACAGGGGUUACCACCCCAACCUGGCUGCAACCCCCCGGGGGCAGGACAGGACACAGACCUACGACUCCUAUGAGGAGAGAUAUGUCUCGGCUGCCCGGCCUGAGUGUGCAGGGGGAGAAACCCCUGGCAGCGAUUUGGGGGAGGCCAGUGGCCAGCCCUCAGAGCCCUUGGGCCAGCCCAGCCUGCUCCUGCAGUACCGUGAGUCGGGGCUCAGCUCCAGCAGCCAUGAGCUCAGCCAGUACAUCCGUGAUGGUGCUGACCACUAUGACCCUGCGCUUUCAGGGACCUGGAGCCCGGCACAAGCAGGGGGGCCCUUGGUGUCCACCCCAGACCCGGUGGUACCCCUCAAGUUCUCGCUGCCACACAUGGCGGUGUGCUUCGGAGCUGGAGGCCAGCUGGUACUGGUGUGUCCCCACUGCCCGGCUGAGGGGCAGCUACCCCACGUCGAGCUACACAGCCUGGAGGUAAUCCUUCGUGACACAAAAGAGCUGGAGGAGCUACGGGCCUUCCCUGGGCCCCUGGCCAGGGAAGACCUGCACAAGGUGGAUGUGGUGACAUUUUGCCAGCAGAAGAUAGCCACAAGCUGUGAUCUCUCAACACAGAAAGGCAGAGAUUCAGCUCUUCUCUGGAAACUGCUGGUCCUCCUCUGCCGGCAGAAUGGGUCCAUGGUGGGCUCAGACACGGCUGAGCUGCUGAUACAAGACUGCAGGUGCCUGGAGAAAUACAAGAGGCAAAACCCUGCGGCAAACCUGCUUGGCCUGACGGAUGACGAGGGGAUGUCGCGUCAGCCGGGGACACUGGACCUCAUCACGGGGGAGGUCCCUCCUGUUGUGGAGACACAGGCACAGAUAGUGGAGAAGUUCACCAAGCUCCUCUAUUAUGGCAGGAAGAAAGAUGCUCUGGUCUGGGCCAUGAGAAACCAGCUGUGGGGCCAUGCCCUCUUCCUCUCCAGCAAGAUGGACCCUCGGACCUACAGCUGGGUGCUCACUGGGUUCACCAGCACGCUGGCCACCAAUGACCCCCUGCAGACCCUCUUCCAGCUCAUGUCAGGAAGGAUCCCGCAGGCAGCCCUGUGCUGUGGGGAUGCCACAUGGGGAGACUGGAGGCCUCACCUGGCUGUGAUGUUGUCCAACAAGGCUGGAGACAUGGACCUGAACCACCGAGCUAUCAUCACCAUGGGAGACAGUUUGGCUGGCAGGGGAGCAGUUGAAGCAGCUCAUUUCUGCUACCUGAUGGCAGAUAUUCCUUUUGGUUACUUCGGGGCGAAGGCAGACCGCAUGGCUCUGCUGGGCAGCAGCCACUGUCAGGCAUUCGCCCAGUUUGCCAGGACAGAGGCCAUCCAGCGGAUGGAAAUCUUCGAGUACUGCCAGCACCUACGACAGCCCAAAUCCUUCCUGCUCCCCUUCCAGGUGUACAAGCUCCUCUACGCCUCUCGCCUGGCUGACUACGGGCUCCCAGCCCAGGCCCUGCAAUACUGCGAGCAGAUCGCUACCGCGCUCCUGGGCCAGGAUCUGGCCAGCCACCCCAUCCUGGCCCAGCAAGUGAUGAAGCUAGCCGAGAGGCUGAAGCUCUCUGACCCUCUGCUCCUGGAGAUGCCAGAGCAGGACCAGAUGCUGGAGCCUGACUGGCUGCUACAGCUCCGAGCCUGCUGCCGGGAGUGGGAGGUGGAAGACGACCUCUCUCUGGAGGUGGCACCCACUCAGCCAGAUCUCUCCUGGGCUGCUGCAUCGAUGGCAGAUGGAGAGCCUGGUCAGGAGCUUCCCCAGAGCAAAGGCUACCAGUAUGACCAGUGGUACCAGCCCAUGCCACCCCAGGAACCCAGCUCCCACGAGGACGUGUCUCUCCAGCCCCCGGCCCCCACUCAGGUCGCAGCAUCACCACUGCUCGGCAUUGGGCAAGAGCUGCAGCCCCCCACACUCGGCCUGGGGACGGCUGCCCCUCCGGGAGGGGUUUUUGCUGAGCCCCCUCUGCAGGUGGUGCCACUGGCAGGAGAAGCUGGGGAGCCCCAGGAUGCCCCGCUGUCCCCUGGAGGGGUGCAGCCAUCCCUCCCAGCAGAGCAGGAGGAGUUAAAGGCAAGGGCUCGGACCAUCUCGGAAAGCUCCACUGUCUACUUGGAAGAUGACAGCCGGCCUUCCUCAGAGAGCACGGCUGAAGACACCAUUGAAGAGCCAGCACCAGCAGAGGCGGUGAAGCCGGGUGAGGAUAAGAGCUCUGGAUUCAGGUGGUUUGGCUGGUUUCGGUCGAAGCCCACCAAGGAAACAUCUCCCAAAGCUGGGUCUGAGACGGGCCCAGACUCCCCCACGCCGGGACCACAGGAAUGGAUGUCACCAUCCCCACAUGAAGCUCCUCCUGUGGCUGGGACAAGCCCUUUGGUUCAGCCUCCCUCCAGGAACCCUGGAGGAAUGCAAGGUGAAAAUACUUUUCCUGUUACUCCAGCAUCCAUUGAGAUGAAAGGCUCGUGGGAUGCAGGUGGUGGGGAGUCAGCAGGAGAGCAGACUGUCUCCCAUGAAUCUCCCCCAUCGGUGGGGACAGUUCCUCUCUUCAACCCUGUCCAGGUGUCUCAGCUGGCCGCUGCCGCUCGACCCAACCAACCCAGGCUCCUUUCCCAGCGCCGCUACCCCAACCCCCUGUGA